This is a messenger RNA of Penaeus indicus, 1584 nucleotides long. RefSeq names its product transmembrane protease serine 9-like. Lineage: Eukaryota; Metazoa; Arthropoda; Malacostraca; Decapoda; Penaeidae. Gene Ontology annotation, biological process: proteolysis. The transcript is spliced from 11 exons. Bases 1 to 1395 code for a protein of 464 amino acids. The record is from RefSeq and is a predicted model, not a curated record. Gene Ontology annotation, molecular function: serine-type endopeptidase activity.
AUGAGCACCUCGGAUUACGUGUUGGUGGGAGACCACAAUCUGUAUUCAUCAAGUGAUGCCAAUUCUCAGUGGAUGCAGAUUGCUGAAAUUGUGAGUCAUCCGUCCUAUAAUUCUAAUACACUGGACAACGACAUUGCCCUCAUCAGACUCACCACAGAAAUACAGUUCCCAUCUGACAACAAAAUCGCCCCUGUGUGCCUUCCAACUGCUGGUGAAAUGUAUGAUAAUGUGGAUGCCACAAUCACAGGAUGGGGAGCUCAACAGGAGGGAGGUUCCACAUCAGGCACCUUGUUCGAAGUUACAGUGCCCACCAUGACUAACACCGAAUGCAAUAACAAGUAUGGAGGAAGCAUCACUGACAACAUGAUCUGCGCAGGCAUUCCUGAGGGAGGCAAGGACUCCUGUCAGGGAGACUCUGGAGGACCAAUGGUGGUGGAAGAAAACGGCAAGUGGAAGCUGGUGGGAGUUGUGUCGUGGGGUUAUGGCUGUGCUCGACCUGAUAGGCCUGGAGUCUACGCGAGAGUUACUCAAUAUUUGCAAUGGAUUUCUGACUCUACAACCGGUGUCUGUGUUGAUGGGAACGCACCUGCUCCUACUAAUGCCCCGACGCCUGAUCCUACUUCUGAUUCUGACUGCCCUGGAUGUGGACAAGUGAACCGUGCCAACCGCAUUGUUGGUGGAGUAGAGACGGAGGUGAACGAAUAUCCCUGGAUGGUUUCUCUUGUCAACGGCAAUGGAUACUAUCACUUCUGUGGCGGCUCUAUCAUCUCCAGCCAAUGGGUCGUCACUGCAGCUCACUGUGCAGCUGUCAUGAGCACCUCGGAUUAUGUAUUGGUGGGAGACCACAACUUGUACUCAUCAACCGAUGCCAAUUCUCAGUGGAAGCAAAUUGCUGAAAUUGUGAGUCAUCCGUCCUAUGAUUCUAAUACACUGGACAACGACAUUGCCCUUAUCAGACUCACCACAGAAAUACAGUUCCCAUCUGACAACAAAAUCGCCCCUGUGUGCCUUCCAACAGCUGGUGAAAUGUAUGAUAAUGUGGAUGCCACAAUCACAGGAUGGGGAGCUCAACAAGAGGGAGGAUCCACAUCCGGCACCUUGUUCGAAGUAACGGUACCCACCAUGACUAACAAUGAAUGCAAUAGCAAGUAUGGUGGAAGCAUCACUGCCAAUAUGAUCUGCGCAGGCAUUUCUGAGGGAGGCAAGGACUCCUGCCAGGGAGACUCUGGUGGACCAAUGGUGGUGGAAGAAAACGGCAAGUGGAAGCUGGUGGGAGUUGUGUCGUGGGGAUAUGGCUGUGCUCGACCUGAUAGGCCCGGAGUCUACGCCAGAGUUACACAAUACCUUGAUUGGAUUUCGACCUCGACCGGAGGUGUCUGUCCGGCGGCUGGUUAAUCCGUCCAUUGAAUAGGCUAAUAGAAGCCUAAGCUGGUCCUUAGACGGCUUAGACAAGGAGUUGAGUUGCGGAUAUACUACCUUUAUUACUUUCUUUCACGUUUUCUUUCAUUUGGCACAUUUAAGAAAAAAAAAACCUUUUUUGAAAUAACUAAAAUAUCCGGAAGUGACAAUAAAUUGAGUAUAUUU